GGGUGAAUCUUGUCAAUUCCCCCCUCCUAUUGCAGAGUCCCAGUUUGCUCCCCAUACUUGUUCCUUUGUCUCCACCAACCUGAAAAAGCACAAUUUCAAGGGGCAAAGAAGGUUGGAAUGGGGAUGGGUGGGUUGUCUUCUUUUAGCAUGACUCUGCUUGCCUGCUUUAGGAUCCAAGUCAUUGCUUGUCCGCCGCUGCACAAUGAAAUCAUUUCUUAAGUGAGAUGUGAACUCCCACAUUCAGCUAUCUUUCCAUCAGACCACACAGCGUGAGGUACUGCUUGCUGGCCACACUUGUAUUUUUUCCACUUCUUAACAGCCUGUGAUUACCUGCACUUGUUUAUCUCCAAGCAUACCAAGCAGGGGAAAGAAGGAGCAAUUUGGGAUGUCUUACUAGCUACAGCAAAAUCGGUGUGAUACCUUUUGGUUGGUUCUAAUAAAAAGUGCUCCUGGGGUGGUCAGGAUCCGUCGCCAGCUGCCCAUCUCUCCUGCUAGCUCUGUGACUUACAUAACGGCGGCUCAGAGCGUGUGGCCAGCUGCCCAGAUGGAUAAUGAAAUCUCACCAGGGCAUUUAUCAGCAGCCGAGAUGGACAAUGGGCAGCGAGGGUUGGACCCAGACCAGCUGCAGCAGCAGCAGCUCAAACUCCGUGAAAGGCAGAGAUUCUUUGAAGAAGUUUUCCAGCAUGAUGUAGAUUUCUUCUUCCCGGUAUCUCAUCUGCAGAUUGAGCACAGGAGACCUCCCCUUGGCAGCAUUUCCUCCAUGGAGGUGAAUGUGGACAUGCUGGAACAGAUGGACAUGCUGGACCUCUCUGACCAAGACACUGUGGAUGUGUUUCUCAGCUGCGGGACGGAGGACAACAACAACGUUGCCACUCUCUUACCAGAGUCCAACCACUACCAAGAAGAAAUCUCUCUGCAAGUGCCCAGCACGGCCGAGAUCAAAUCCCGGAUCUCGUCCACCUCUUCUGCCUCCACAGACCUGAACAGCCUGGACACCAGCGACGAAGGGGCCGAGACGCCUGUAGUGCAAUCUGAUGAGGAAGAGCUGCAGCAAGACAGCCCCAAAGAGCAGGAGACCAGAAGUUAGCAGAGGGGAAGGAGGAGGGGGGGGGGCUGCUUUGCUCCACAUCCACCCUGCCGCAUGGACUCUUCCAGCAUGAGAUGGUGAAGGGACUUGGCUGGCUAGCUCUUGGACUCCUCUGUAUGCCAGCCACUGUACUCGGAGAGCCCUUCCUCCUGGAAGAUGGUCAGUGUGUGGUCAGCAAAGGAGCAGAAGGGGAAAUGGGGUGAGGUGUGAGGGUGCUGUAGAACUUCAGAAAUUAAUUCUCCAAGCUUUUUAUGCUAACGUUACUGCUUCACUCACCCUGAAUUACUUGUGGCUCCAACCACAGCUAUUUCAGGCGAGGCCUUGGUGUUCGAAUGCUUGCUGUCUCCUCUCUCUCUCUCUCUCUCUCUCUCUCUCUCUCUCUCUCUCUCUCUCUCUCUCUCACACACACACACACACACACACACACACACACACACAAUAUGUUUAACUAUAAAAUAGUAGAAAUUAUAUUCCUUUCAAAUUAACAAGGAUGAUGUGUGUUAUUGGGAAAGAGCCAGUGAAGCAUUCUGGGUAGUAAGGAUGAUGAACCAAUGGCUGAACUGUAAAGACACUAAGCUUCACUGGUGUCAGAGUUGGGAUUUUCCGUCAAAUACUUUAUUUUCACACAUACCUUGGAAGGCAAGAACCAGCCCAUGAGAAGAAAUUGGGCUUUAGGGAUCUAGUGUGGUAGUAAUGAAGAAUCUACUUGCAAUGGGCUUACAGGACUUGUCACGCACCAAGCUAGUGGAAUCUGCCAGCUAUAUAUGGUACCCCACCAAGGUCUUGCAAAACUACCUGUUUGGGGCAUCCGUAUGAGAAUCCAAAACAAAUAGAUCAUCGAGUUCCUAGAAGAGGCUCUGAUACAAGGCUGAUAUUCAGCUUACUAGGUCUCAAGAGUUGCUUAGCCCUGAUUUAGGUCUCUAUCUUGUGAGCAAAAGAACCUUGAAUUGCCAUUUUUAAGGGUCUCCUGGUAUAAUGACACAAACAUCAUGAACUGAAUGUCAGGAAGUCCUUUGUUCAAACAAACUCACAAGGUGCCUGUAGAUAAGCCACCAUCUCUUGGUUUCAGCCUCUACAAUAUAAAGAUAGUCAUACUGGCCCACCUUACAGAUAUGUUGUACAGAUCACUAAUGUAUGCAAGGUGCUGUGGACACUCAUUGCUAGGUAUUCAUAUCUCUGGACAUUUCUAAAUGGUCUCCACUGCUAAUUAAUGGGGAAUGUUAAAUUUACAUAUUUAAAGGAAUUAAUAGAAAUUUUGCACAGCUCGGGGAUAAGACUUUACACGCAGAAAAUUCCAGGCAGGAGUCCAGGCAUUUCCAGCAGAAAAGAUCUCAGGUACCAGGGUGGGAAAAGACUUCUGCCUGUGACACAUAUCCACUGCCAGUCAGAGUAGCCAGUACUGAAUUAGAUAGAGCAAUGGUCUGAGUUUUAAACACUCUCGGAGAGAUGGCAUCUCUAGGCACGGCUGAGGUCACACUGCUUGUUAUUCACACAUCAAUAUCAUGUAACAGUGACAGGAGUAGCUAUGGCUCACAGGCAGGGAACAUCAUGCUCUGUAUCUGGAAAGUCCCAGGUUCACCCCCUGACUCCUCUUCUUUAAACGAUCUCGGAGUAGCAGGGUUAGGAAAGAAUGUUCUCUGCAUGAGAGCUUGAAGAGCUGCUGCUAGUCAGAAUAGACAGAUAGAGUCAGAAUAGACAUGUAAGACAGUAUCAGAUACUUCUCUAUCACAGACAAAAAAGAAAUAGGCGCAAACUAUGCAUAGGAACUAUUUGGGGGAGGCAAUAAUACAGGGUGAAACAGUCCAAUGGUGAGUGCAGAAGGGGUUUAAAACAAAAUAACUUUUAUAUAUUAGGGCCCGAAUACACGUUACAUUUUCCCCAAGGUUUGCACAACCCACGUGUGCUUGCAAAUUCCCCACUGAUAAUUCAAUUCCCAGGCGUGUGGGGUCCAAUUCAGAUUGGGACUCUGGUACUCAAGGAGAAGGGGCUUCAGCCUCCCCUGAUGUCAUUUUACUGUCCUGAAGCAGCUUCAGGAGCUAUUUAUCGCAUUGGGUGUUCCACUGAUGAGGUACAGUUUUCCCAGUGGGACGAAAUGUACUUCCCUGGGGCCAUUUUGAGUUGGGAAAAUGGUGUGGGAAGGAAUGCUUAAGCCCCUUCUCCUCCUGUCCUGCAAUCCCAAUCUGAAUAGGGCCCUGCAGUCCCAAUCUUAAUUGGGCCCUCAUGAAUGGGAAUUGAGUUCCCAGUGGGGAACUCACAAGCACAUGCCUUAUGGCAGCCCCAGACCAGACUGCCAUAUAGUUAUUCACUAAUGGUUCCAGUUAAUAGCCUCAAUGUGUAAAAUGGCUCUAUCAUUGCUGAAACAGCAUAUGCUAUUACAAAAGACAUUCACUUUCCAGCAGAAUCCUAUAAUUUAUUACGUAAUACUGAAUGUGUGAACUCCCUACGUGAGUAUGUGAAGUCACCCCAACUCUUCUUGGUCAUAAGGUUGCCCUCUUGCACCAUACACUGUCCAGCCACCUAUAAAGCCCUCAGCAGUUAAAGCACUUCAGAUUCCUCCUCCACCUUCCUUCCCAACUGCUGUGCAUCCGAGCUGAAGUUCUGCUACCCAUAGUAGACUGGAGAAAAAGUGUGAGAGAGGCACCACAGCCUCCUCAUCUCCAAUUUUGAAAAUUAGACAAACAACGCCUAAGUUACAAACUAAAUGCAUGGGUUCCCAUUGGGUCUUGAGCGAUCCAUUGCACGUGUGGCGUGAACAUUUCUAUCCUCCCAAUUCUAGCAUCUCCUUGGCAUGUGUUGCAAGAACUGUAAAUGUGGAACCUUCAAGUGGACCAGGAAUGUACAGUAGAAUGCAGCAAUUGGCACCUGGGGGGUAAAUAGGAACACAUCGUGUAGGAGGUUGCUUUCAAAUAAUGAAUAAUUUGUGUAACUGUUGUAACAAUGUUUUUCAUAAUAUUUACACUGUUCAUCUCCAAUUUAAUGUUGAGAUAGAGGACUGUCAUUUGCAGAAAUCCAGCUGAAGUUAAAAGACUGAAUCACUGGCAGAGCAUCUGCUUUGCACACUGCCAGGUUCAAUCUCCUCCACCUCGUUAAAAAGGGAUCAGGAAGUGGUUGAUGUGAAAGGCCUCCUUCCACUGAAUUGCUGCUGCUAGUCAAACUAGACAGUAUUAACCUUGAUAAACCAAUGGCCUGACAUAAUGUCAGGUGACUUCAUGUGCCAUUCAACAAACACCUGUUAUUUUCCUUGCUGCAGUUCUAAGAACCAUUCUGGUCCUCACAUGAACUCAUUCAGUUACAUGAAUGCAAGUUUCAAGUAGCCUGAGACGUUUUCAAAAUUAUACACAUCCUACAGAGAAAACAAACUGUGUGUUUGUGGUCAUAUGUGAUUAUCGUAGACAAGCACCUAUUGCUACUGACAUGCGGUGAGGAGGUGUAGUCUAGCACAGCAUCCCAUCAUGCAUGCACACUGCAAAAAUAAAAAUGCAUAUGCAGUUGGCAUGCAUGAUAACAAUACAGCUUACAUGCUUUCUUUUAACACAAAUCAUCAGUAAUGUUUGAAGCAGCCCUCAGGUUAGUUGAAGACCUCAGGUCUGGUUUAAUCAGGCAGGUGGCAUCAUAAUUUAAAGAGAAAAACAAUAACCACCCUUACUGUGAAAGUGGAAUAUUCUUAAGAAAGGGUGUAUAAAUAAGCCAGGGCCUGCUCAGUUCCUGGGGUGUUCCCCCCAGUUGCCUGGCACAGGCGCUGAUUCAACUCAUCAGCCAGCCCCCCUUGGGUUGAGGCUGCAAGGUCUAGCAUUAGAGCUUCCAUCCAGGUGCAAAUGAGUCAUGAUUUCUCCAAAUACAGCUCUCUUAAUUGCCUUUCAGACAGCUGAAUAGAAAGGGAAAGUCUGGAAAGAGGAAGUGACUCAGGGCACUACAUCAGGUGGGUGGAGAAAGAGUUCUGUGAGAAAUCUGGCAGCCACAGACAACCUACCCGAAGCUGUGAGGAAACCAGUGGAAAAAUACAGACAGUGACAGGGUUAACUCGUAAACUCAAGUUGCUUCCACAGGAGCCAUUUCUUAACAGUUUUGUUGAAAAUAUAUGCCAGGAACCUCAUUUUAGCAUUUGAUGUGCAAGUUUUCAGAGCAGAGACUUGAAGACAGUAUAAUAGAGCCAUAGCUAGCCAUGGUACAUAUGUUUAAUGUAUUGUCGAAGGCUUUCACGGCCGGAGAACGA
Molecule: messenger RNA, 5300 nt
Organism: Eublepharis macularius
Lineage: Eukaryota; Metazoa; Chordata; Lepidosauria; Squamata; Eublepharidae
Gene: DBNDD2
Product: dysbindin domain containing 2
Exons: 5
Coding region: 545-1087 (180 amino acids)
Biological process (GO): negative regulation of protein kinase activity
Cellular component (GO): cytoplasm
Source: RefSeq, a predicted model, not a curated record